UUCCCUUCUCCCUCUCUCACACAUCCAUCCACACACACAAAAAGAAAUGUCUCUCACCGUGAGCAGCGGUGGCAGAGUCGCUAGGAUCCACUCCACAGACCUCACCGAUGCUUCUCGCACUCCCUUCUCCACCUUCAAACUCAUAAACUUCCCUUACCCGUCAAGAACCCGUCUCCACGUGGUCUCCGCCGCCAAAAACAACUCCUCCCAAACCGGUCGGUUCGACAGCAAAAAACGUCGAACCCUCGUCCCGACAACAACCAAGGAACAGACGGAAGAACAAAGCAGCAACAUCGACGGCACACCACCGUCUCAGAUCGAAAUCGCCGGCGACGGCGGAGAUAGGUUCGCGGUGAACACUCGCUUCAGAGGUGAUCCGAAAGACGCGCCCAAGUUCUUGCUUAAGGAUCUUCCUGGGCUUGAAUCUGAUCCAUUCGAAGGUCCCCAGUGGGAUGGUUUAGGGUUCUUCGUUCAGUACUUGUGGGCUUUCGGAAUCGUUUUCGCGUUAAUCUCCGGUGCAAUUGCGGCGGGGACGUAUAACGAAGGUGCGACGGAUUUCAAGGAGACGCCGGUUUAUAAGGAGGCGAUGGAGUCUCGCGACCUUCUGGAUGAGGCGGAGGGUUCGAACUCGGAAGAUGUUUUUGAGUCCAAUCCGACAGAAGUGGCGCCUAGUGUGGAGUAGUUUCACUUUCAGUUCAGUGUUUUGUAAAAGCCAUAUUAGAAGUUGAUCAUGAGCUUCUUGUGUUCAUAAUUUUUACAGAAUCAAAGCGAAAAAGCCAUUAUUAAACAAGAGAGUAUUGUUUGUUUUUUUUCGUUGUUCUGUUUUCUUGAUUUCAUUUCAAGAACUGCAAAGGUUAAGAAAUAUACAGAAGAAUCUCUUCUUUGA
Molecule: messenger RNA, 886 nt
Organism: Raphanus sativus (radish)
Lineage: Eukaryota; Viridiplantae; Streptophyta; Magnoliopsida; Brassicales; Brassicaceae
Exons: 2
Coding region: 47-682 (211 amino acids)
Source: RefSeq, a predicted model, not a curated record